CGCGUCUUGUGGGUUACCACUAUAUAUAACUCUCCCUUUCUUUCCCUAUAUUAGCAGGUGCAGAAAAUUUUAUCACCCACUAAUUUCUCUGCAUCUGUACAAAUCUUCUCUCUUUUCCCUAAUCCAAAACCGAGGAAAUAAAAUUUUACUUGUUUGAAAACAAAUCAGGAUCAAGAAUAUGCCUUCAUUGGAGGAGGAGCUAUUCCCGUCGACGCCUGGCAAGUUCAAGAUAGACCGUCCACACACCAUGAACCGCCAUUUACAUCGUUGUUUUGCCUCUACCAGCAACAUGUUCUUAUGGGCUCUUUUCUUGAUUGCUUUGACCGCUUCCUACUUGAGUUUCCAGAGUUUCAUCGAUUCCGGUAGCAAGUACUUGUCUUCUUCUUGGGGCGGUAUUCAAUGGGAGAAACAAGUCCGGAAUUCUGCCCAGAUCCAACGCUCCGGGGGCUUAUCCGUUCUCGUCACUGGAGCUGCUGGUUUCGUUGGUACCCAUGUGUCCUUAGCGCUCAAGAAACGCGGAGACGGAGUCGUUGGAUUCGAUAAUUUUAACAAUUAUUAUGAUCCGACGUUGAAGAGAGCCCGCAAAUCUCUCCUUAACAAACACGGCAUUAUCAUCGUCGAAGGUGAUGUCAAUGACGCGCGGCUCUUAGCCAAGCUGUUUGACGUGGUGGCUUUCACUCACGUGAUGCACUUGGCGGCUCAAGCCGGAGUCAGAUACGCCAUGGAGAAUCCUCACUCAUAUGUCCAUUCCAAUAUAGCUGGCUUGGUCACGCUUCUUGAGAUUUGCAAAUCGGCUAAUCCCCAGCCGGCUAUUGUUUGGGCAUCGUCUAGCUCAGUGUACGGCUUGAACGAAAAAGUUCCUUUCUCUGAAUAUGAUCAAACGGACCAACCGGCGAGUCUCUACGCGGCUACAAAAAAGGCAGGUGAGGAAAUCACCCACGCUUAUAGCAACAUUUACGGCCUCUCAAUUACUGGGUUGAGAUUUUUCACUGUUUAUGGUCCUUGGGGGAGACCCGACAUGGCUUAUUUCUCGUUCACGAGAAAUAUUUUGCAAGGAAAGCCCAUCACGAUAUAUCGGGGCAAAAACCGGGUGGACUUGGCCCGUGAUUUUACCUUCAUCGAUGAUAUAGUUAAAGGUUGCGUGGGCUCUUUGGACACUGCGAGAAAGAGCACCGGGUCUGGCGGUAAAAAGCUAGGACCCGCACAAUAUCGGAUCUUCAAUUUGGGGAAUACGUCACCGGUUACGGUACCGACACUGGUGAGCAUAUUGGAGAAGCACUUGAAGAUGAAAGCAAAGAGGAAAAUUGUGGAUAUGCCUGGAAACGGUGACGUACCAUUCACGCACGCGAAUAUUAGCUUAGCCCGAAGAGAACUCGGAUAUAAACCGACUACUGAUUUGCAAACCGGAUUGAAGAAGUUUGUUAAAUGGUAUCUCUCGUUUUACGGCUACAAUCACGGGAAAGUUGUAAAUUAAGUGGAUUGUUCUUUUAAUCUUUUUUUUUUUUCAAUUUAAAAAAAAAAUGGGAAAAGAGAAUCUUGGGAGCUAAAAAGAUAGGGAAAAUGAUAUAAAGAAAAAAAAAAAACACAUUAUUCUUUUCUUAGAGAACAAUCCUCUUCUCCUUUCAUGUAAGUAAUGAAAAAAAAUUUGUGAAAAUAUUACAGUUUGCCAUUAAUAUUUAA
This is a messenger RNA of Hevea brasiliensis (rubber tree), 1680 nucleotides long. Its product is annotated as UDP-glucuronate 4-epimerase 1. The transcript has a single exon. The coding region runs from base 179 to 1474 and encodes 431 amino acids. The record is from RefSeq and is a predicted model, not a curated record. NCBI's taxonomy places the organism in Eukaryota, Viridiplantae, Streptophyta, Magnoliopsida, Malpighiales, Euphorbiaceae.